This is a messenger RNA of Pocillopora meandrina, 351 nucleotides long. Lineage: Eukaryota; Metazoa; Cnidaria; Anthozoa; Scleractinia; Pocilloporidae. The record is from the annotation of a GenBank genome assembly.
AUGGAUGGUGUCAGCUCGCAACCUGUAAUGCAGGUAAUUGUUUACAAUCCUGUUUACAAUGUUGAGAAUGCGAGGCAGGGGAGCAAGAAAACUGGAGUGACCUGCCUCUUGACCGAAGCAAGGAGUGGGAAAAGUGAUCAAAAGGAAAGACUAGAGGACUUGAUAAAGUCUCUCCAAGAAAAUAGCCCAAAACUUUAUGGAACUAAAGUUCUUGAUACCACAAGUAUUGAUGCAUUACCUGUUGUUAACACUUGCUUUGGGCAAUGUCUAGUUGGUUCAUUUGGAUCUUAUCAGCUUUCAGUGACAGAGUCCAUUUACGGUUACAUUUGUAACCGCAUUUUAAGGAUUUGA